UAAAAUAGUUCGUGUAAUGACUAAACUUAAAUAAUAUAGUUGGAAAAUUUGCGAAAGGUCUGCUUAAUUUUCACGAAAAGAUUUUUUGCGUGUGAAUAUAGAAAAUUAUCUUGGAAAAUUGUCACACCCGAGAGAUUUAUGAUGUAUGUACAUCGUUGAGUGCACGGGUUAAAAUUGCGUAGGCGACAACGAUGGAGGGGUUAAGCAGAGUACGAAGCGAAACUUGGAUCAAAUCGGUGGUGGACAUCUCGUAAGGGAUACGGACAAGCAAUUUGAAGGUUUAUUAAACGAAGAAGAGAGUCGUUUGAUUGAAUGUUUAAAUUUCGCCAGUGACAAGCAAAUACUUGACAUAUUCUGCCGAGAGGAACUUUUUGCCGAUCGAUUUCGUAAUGGAAAUCUCAUUAAUUCUUCGAUCAAUUUUGUAGCGUUUGAAGAUACAAUAAAUCAUCCAUUAAACAGCCCUGAUUUAAAUGCCAAUCAAGCAAAUAAUCAGUUAUUUAUGGAUCAACUUAAUGGCGUUGUUUUAAACAACGCAGAGAAUGAUAGACGAAUUGUUAAAAAUUUGGAUCAGAUCGGCAGGCAUCUCGUAAGAAAUCUAGAUCAGAUUGGUAACGGACACCUGAUAAGAAAUCUAGAUCAAAUCGGUGGCGGACAUUUAGUUAGAAGCAUCGAUUAUCCAAACGUAAGAACAAAACAGCGCAUUGAUCAGCCGAUGAGCAUCUUAGAGAAGCUGCACUUCACGCGAAAUCUGGAUCACAUCGGAGGCGGAAAUCUUGUGAGAAAUUUAGAUCAGAUUGGAGGCAGAAAUGUUGUGCGAAACUUGGAUCCAAUUGGCGGCGGAAAUCUUGUGAGAAGCUUGAAUUGAUUUUGCAGCAAUGCCUAAUCAUGGUGGAGAACAGUACAAGAUGAAGAAAGAGAAUGGUUUAGAAAUGAUAGUAUUAAGAAUAGAGAAAAGCUUUCAUAUUGAUUUUGAAUAUUACACAUGAU
Messenger RNA from Acromyrmex echinatior (Panamanian leafcutter ant), 987 nucleotides. RefSeq lists its product as uncharacterized. Lineage: Eukaryota; Metazoa; Arthropoda; Insecta; Hymenoptera; Formicidae. The record is from RefSeq and is a predicted model, not a curated record.